AUGAACAACAGCUAUUUCCAAUAUAAAAACAACUUCUAUAAACAGACUAAAGGAGUGGCCAUGGGUAACCCACUAUCAAGCCCUAUAGCCCAGUUAGUCAUGGAAUUCAUCGAAGAAAAAAUCAUGAGACAGUAUCAAACAUCAUUCUACAAAAGAUAUGUAGAUGACUCCUUUUUAAUAACAACACCAUCCGAAAUGAAUGAGAUCCUCCACCAUUUUAACAACAUCCAUGACUCAUUAGAGUUCACACUAGAAGAGGAAAUUAACAACAGAUUAAACUUCCUAGAUAUGACAUUCGUGAGAGAAAAUGAAAAAUUAUUAACGCAGUGGUACAGAAAAGAACAAAAUUCCAUUCACAUUUUAGACUUCCACUCUAAUCACCACCAGUCCCAAAAGAAGAGCACUGCCAUCGGAUUUAUCGACAGAGCAUUAGAACUAACGUCACCGAUACUACGUGAGCAGAUAUUAACAGAUGUGAAGGAGCUUUUGUUCAGUAAUAAUUACCCUGAAAACAUGGUUUACCGACUCAUAAAACAAAGGACACACAGACUUUACAACACACAACGGGUUACGAAGGCAAACACGGACAACAGCAAACGUAUAUCACUACCCUUCAUUCAAGGUCUGUCACAAAAAAUUAAUAAUAUAGUAAAACCAUACAACCGAGAAGUUGUUCACAAGCCACAAAAUCAGAUAGGAAAAAUUUUCAGCAAAAUAAAGGCUCCAACACCAAAAAUGAAAAAGUCACAUGUGGUGUACAGUGUCCCAUGCAAAGAUUGUGACAAAGAAUAUAUAGGUCAGACUUCACAGAGACUCCAAGAACGAUUAAAUGCACAUAAAUACACCAAAAAUGCAACCACAGCACUGAACAAACAUAAGAAAACGAAAAAACACGACUUUAAUUAUGAGGACACAAAAAUCUUAGCAGUUGAACAUCAACAGAAAAGUAGAGAAAUAUUGGAGAUGAUACACAUCCAAAUGAGGAACGAAAAUACAGUAAACGACAAGUUAGACACAAAAAAUCUCAGUCGUAUUUAUAUGCCCCUACUGAAGCGACCACAAAAUUAA
This is a messenger RNA of Coccinella septempunctata (seven-spotted ladybird), 1068 nucleotides long. RefSeq lists its product as uncharacterized. The transcript has a single exon. Bases 1 to 1068 code for a protein of 355 amino acids. Lineage: Eukaryota; Metazoa; Arthropoda; Insecta; Coleoptera; Coccinellidae. The record is from RefSeq and is a predicted model, not a curated record.